ACCGACGGUCCGUCCGUAGCCGUCCUCACGAUGCCAACGAUGUGUGUUACUGCACAUGGCCGUGACGAAAGACAGGCCAUCACAUCGCUCCACACAUAUCCGAGCAUUUUCACCGGCACAUACUAUCAUACACCACAUCCACCAUGACUACCUCAUCGGAAGACGUUCUGAUGCAAGUUGGCCAGGUUCGUUACAAGAAAGGCGAUGGCACACUUUACGUAAUGAACGAGAGAAUUGCGUGGAUGAUGGAUAACAGGGACACGGUAUCAGUCAGUCACAAAUACGCAGAUAUAAAAAUACAAAAAAUAUCACCCGAUGGUAAAUCAAAAAUCCAAUUGCAACUGGUGUUGCACGAUGGCACAUCUUCGACAUUUCAUUUCGUCAAUAAAAGUGGACAGGAGGCACAGGUCAAGGACAGAGAUGAUGUCAAGGAGUUGCUGCAGCAAUUGCUGCCGAAAUUCAAGAGAAAAGUCAAUAAAGAAAUCGAGGAGAAGAAAAAAUUAUUAACAGAUAACCCAACUCUCCUGCAACUUUAUCGUGAUUUAGUACCGACUCAAGUGGUGACUGCUGAGGAAUUUUGGAAUCUUCAUGCACCAGAGUACACGACAAAGGCUCGAGAAAGACAGGAGAUUGGAGUCAAUAGUGCCUUCCUCGCUGAAAUAAAACCAGUGACAGACGGUUGCAACGGUUUGAAAUACAACCUAACAGUGGACAUAAUAGACUGCAUAUUCAAGACCUACCCAGCAGUGAAGAAAAAGCACCAGGAGAACGUGUUAACCGAUAAAAUAUCAGAAUCCGAUUUUUGGACAAAGUUCUUUCAAUCCCACUACUUUCACCGGGAUCGAAUAAAUGCAGGGACCAAAGAUCUCUUCACCGAGUGUGCCAAAAUAGACGAUCAGGAAUUGAAGAAGGACAUACAGACUGGUAUAAACGAUCCACUGCUCGACAUAACGUCCUUCGAGGACACAGCGAUGGACGAAAGCUAUGGCAGUGGGACAGGGAAGAUUGACAAGUCCUCCGGUAACAUUGUCCACCAGAGUAUGAUAAAACGAUUCAAUCAGCACAGUAUAAUGGUGAUGAAAGCCAGCACUGCCAAAACGAGUGACAAGAGGAGUGAUUCAGCGACUCCACAGGUCAAUGGUUCAGCUUCAACUGGUAAUUCAUCAGGGAAUAAAGUUAACGAGGACGAACCAAAGACUAAGAAACUUAGGAUACAGGAGAAAUUGGUUUACGAUGAUUUGGACUCGAGUAGAGAUAGCGCUGUCGUAUCGUCAGCUCCACUGAAUUUAACGCAUGUAGAUAGGUAUUUGCAUGGCCCUGUGUCUGGCACUGGGGCCAAUGAGGCCACCACCGAGGAAUUGCAGGCGACACUGGGUCAACUCAAACGAGAGGCUCAUUAUUGGGUUAAUGGUAAUAGUUUACCUAGGCAGACUAGUCUUGUUAGCCCUGCUGCUGCUGUCUCUGCUCUGGGGGAACUCACACCUGGUGGGGCACUCAUGAAGGGGUUUAGGGAGGAUAAUGUUGGACAAUUAAUACCUCUAGAACUUGAGAAAGAACUUCGUAGUGUCUACGUCUGCACGUGUGAGCUGUUGAGACACUUCUGGAGGAGUUUUCCACCGACAACUCCCCAGCUGGAGGAGAAAGCCGUGAGAAUGCACGAGGCACUCCGCAGGUUUCACACGGCCAGACUGAAGAAAUUCGAGGAUCACCUCCAACGAGACUACUCAGCGAUAAGUCAGCACCUGACUACCCACCUCAAUCAGCUCCUCAACACAGCAUACCGUAAAUUCGCUGUCUGGCAGCAGAGGAAGAUGCAGAUGAGGUAGCCGUGGUGCAGCGACUUCGAGUCACUAAUAACGUAACAAAUAUUGAUGAGAGAGAGAGAGAGAGAGCAACGAUCGUUGAACUUUUGUCGUGUUACCGUAAGUAGGUACCCUGGGGGUGGUACGUUCCCUGUAAGCCAAAGUGGAGUCAAAUCACACCCCUCAAUGGCAUAUCGAUUGUUUAUUUAUUUACAAGAGGAGGGAGUGAAUAAAGAUUAUCGAGUAUU
Molecule: messenger RNA, 2050 nt
Organism: Diachasma alloeum
Lineage: Eukaryota; Metazoa; Arthropoda; Insecta; Hymenoptera; Braconidae
Gene: Tfb1
Product: general transcription factor IIH subunit 1
Exons: 6
Coding region: 144-1826 (560 amino acids)
Biological process (GO): transcription by RNA polymerase II; transcription by RNA polymerase I; nucleotide-excision repair
Cellular component (GO): transcription factor TFIIH core complex; transcription factor TFIIH holo complex
Source: RefSeq, a predicted model, not a curated record